Molecule: messenger RNA, 740 nt
Organism: Jatropha curcas
Lineage: Eukaryota; Viridiplantae; Streptophyta; Magnoliopsida; Malpighiales; Euphorbiaceae
Product: large ribosomal subunit protein P2w
Biological process (GO): cytoplasmic translational elongation
Cellular component (GO): ribosome; cytosolic large ribosomal subunit
Molecular function (GO): structural constituent of ribosome
Source: RefSeq, a predicted model, not a curated record
CGAUCCAAACCCGUUUUGUACGUCUACCCGGUCCAACUAAAACCCUAGCUGCAUACUGCAUAUAUUCUCUGCAUCGUCACCUUAUUCGAGUUGCAGUGCAAAAUUAGCGAUUCACUUUACACUUCUCUUCUCUCCGCUGCAGAUUCAGAGCGCCUCCUACAGACCGAGAUGAAGGUUGUUGCUGCAUAUUUGCUGGCCGUGUUAGGAGGCAACGCCGCCCCCUCCGCUGAUGAUAUCAAAGAUAUCCUCAGCUGCGUUGGAGCUGAUGUUGAUGACGAUAAGGUCAGAUUUCUUCUUUCAGAAAUUGAGGGUAAGGAUAUAACUGAGCUUAUUGCUGCUGGACGGGAGAAGUUGGCAUCAGUGCCUUCUGGUGGUGGCGUUGCUGUUGCAGCUGCUGCUCCAGCUGGUGGUGCUGUCUCUGCUCCAGCUGCUGCAGCUGAGGCAAAAAAAGAGGAAAAGGUGGAGGAGAAAGAGGAGUCAGAUGAUGAUAUGGGUUUCAGUCUCUUCGACUAAAGAGUUUGUCCGGUUAUAUCAUCAAACAUAUCUCUUUUGUUUUGAUUUAGAGCUUUUUCUUAAACUAGGCAUUGAAUUGUUUGUCAGAUUGAUGUAGUUCUGCAGUUAUAUAUUUUGACUGGUGAAAUUUUUGACGACCUUGAUACUAGGGUUGUGUAAUGGUGAAAGUGAAUUUCGUUCCAUGAAUCUAUUGAGUUCUAUGCCAUUGAAGAGUAAUUAAUAAUUCA